AUGGUGCAUCUGAUGGUACAUCUAGGAAGGGAAGCACAACUUGGUGGUCCAGUCCAUUUUAGGUGGAUAUACCCAUUUGAAAGGUAUAUGAAAGUUUUGAAGGAUUUUUUCAGAAAUCCUGCUAGACCAGAGGGAUGUAUCGCUGAAUCUUACCUUGCUGAAGAAUGCAUCCAGUUGUGUAGUGAUUUUCUGAAAAAUACUACAAGUGUGCAAGAAAAACUCGAUAGAAACACCGAGUACGAGAACGUAUCCAUUCUGGAGGGUCGUCCAAUCUCUGCAGGCUCUCCAGUAACUCUUACUGAAAUGGAGAAGAACGUAGCCCAUCUUGCUGUCAUCCAAAACAUGGCAGUCGUUGAACCUUACGUAGAGUAA
This is a messenger RNA of Microthlaspi erraticum, 372 nucleotides long. The record is from the annotation of a GenBank genome assembly. NCBI's taxonomy places the organism in Eukaryota, Viridiplantae, Streptophyta, Magnoliopsida, Brassicales, Brassicaceae.